Molecule: messenger RNA, 2279 nt
Organism: Oenanthe melanoleuca
Lineage: Eukaryota; Metazoa; Chordata; Aves; Passeriformes; Muscicapidae
Gene: DDRGK1
Product: DDRGK domain containing 1
Exons: 9
Coding region: 71-973 (300 amino acids)
Source: RefSeq, a predicted model, not a curated record
GGGGGGCCUUGCGGCAGUGGAAGGGGACGGGGCGUACCAAGGGUGCCGUGGGCGGGGCCGGCGCUGCGGGAUGGACGCGGUUCUGCUCGCCGCCGCUGCCGUGCUGCUCGCCGUCCUUCUCUUCUUCGCCACCCGCCUCCGCGGCCAAGCCAGGGCAGCUGACGAGGAGCACCAGCAGAAUGUGGCAGCAGCAGCAGCAGGGGGGGCCCGGCCCCGGCCCCAGGGCGAGGAGCGAGCGGAGGGGAUGCCCCGGCGCCGCAGGAACAUGGGCAGCAGGCUGAUGGCCCAGAGGAGAGCCCAGCAGGCAGAGGAGUGGCUGGAAGAGGAAGAGGAUGCUGAGGAGGUGCCAGAAUUUCAGGUGUCUGGGAAAAUUGGAGCAAAGAAGCAGAGGAAAUUAGAAGAGAAACAAGCCAGGAAAGCACAGAGAGAGGCUGAAGAAGCAGAGAGGGAAGAACGGAGAAAGCUGGAGUGGAAAAGAGAGGAGGAGAGGCGGAGAGAGGAGGAGAGGAUCCGUCUGGAGGAGGAACGCCAGGAAGAGGAAAAAAGGAAGGCAAAGGAAGAAGAGGAGAAGAGAGAAUAUGAAGAGUACCUGAAGCUGAAGGAAAGUUUUGUAGUUGAAGAGGAGGGGGUUGAAGAAGCAAUGACAGAGGAACAGUCUCGCAGCUUUCUUAUGGAAUUCCUGGAAUAUGUUAAGAAAACAAAGGUUAUCCAGCUGGAGGACUUGGCUUCACAUCUGGGCUUAAGGACACAGGAUGCAAUUAACAGAAUCCAGGACCUGAUGGCAGAUGGCACCCUGACAGGUGUGAUUGAUGACAGAGGGAAGUUCAUCUACAUCACUGCACAGGAGAUGGCAGCCGUGGCUCAGUACAUCAAGCAGCGAGGCCGAGUGUCCAUUGCAGAGCUGGCCCAGGCCAGCAACUCCCUCAUCAACCUGCAGCCUGACAGCAGAGCUGUGCCUCCAGCCAUGGCCUGAGAGCAGCCCUGCAGGGCCUGGAGCUCUGCAGCAAUAAACCACUCACUACAAGCAAACAAGAACCUCCCCUGUGCCUGAAGGUAGGAUGCUUUUCUGAAGCAUCAGCUGCAAACUCAGAAUUUUGCUUUUCCUUCUGCUAGAACUGGUGUUAAAUGGUAAAGUUGAGUACAAGAGACUGGUCAGCAGCUCAAACACUGAUGCACCUGUAGCCCAGGAAGAUCAGUAAUUUAUUUGCAAUAAACAAACUUUAAUUGUUUGCAGAUUCUGGUGUCUGUAUCAAAUAGAUUUGGGGUUGGUUGCAUUCAGGAUUCUCCAGGUUUGCUCUGCACUAUGGAGCUGUUUAACUUGGUGGUGGACACAGCCAUGGGUGUGUAGGUUUUGGGUGCUGUACCCAGAUUGGAAGGAAAGAGCAAAAAGAAAAUUUGUCUUUGUUCUUGCUGAAAUAAAUCCUGAAAUUCUGGAAAGAAUGGUUGCUCUGUUAAAACUUCCAGGGGCUAUUUCAGGAAACUUCUGCUAUAUAAAUAUAUUUAUAUAUUGAUUUAUGUAAUUUAAAGUUUACUUGCAGACAAGCUGCAUCAUUUCCCUAUAGCCAAGAGACAGAAACCCCUCCAGGGAAGGGCUGACUGGGCUCAUUUACUGUGCAGGCCAGUCCUGCUGAUACCAAGCAGAUCCUGGUGAUUCAUCCUUUGAAGUCAGAGCCAGCUCAGAGUGUCUGAAGGCCUCAGACACUCCCACCCUGUGGCCUCUGUGUUCUGCAGGUUUGGGGGUUUUUAAAUGAAAACUUCAGACACUGAGUCAUGCAAUUAAUGUGCCAAGUUAAUGAUUAUUAAUGUGUUAAUUGUACAGGUCAUUGUAUUUCCUGCAUAAGAAUAUUUAUUUUUAAAUCAUUCAUUCAUUCUCCUUUCUGAAAUCAGCAGAAUUUAUGUGAAUAAACAGUAAUUGGAGAGGACAAGAGAUUUUGUCUCUACCAAACUUAGAACUUGAGCAGACUAAAAGCCACAUUAUCAGUGGGAUGAGGCAGCAAUAAAACAAUGGAAGGAAACAUUUCCUGUUAAUCUCUGCAGUGCUGCUGGAUGUGAGAGUGCAGCAGAGGGGAGUUCCACCAGCACCACUGUUGGUGUGAGGGAUCAGCACAUCCUCAGUGUCCAACCUCAGCCAGCAAAGAGGUUAUUUCACAUCUGGGGCUUGUAAAGUCUCUUACUUUCAGAUUGCAUACUAAAUUUCUAAAAAAUAUUUGGGUUUGCCAUUAUAUUUUCUUGUUCUGUCUUAAACUACUCUUGUAAUAAAAUCAACAAUAUUGAAAGAA